UGGACGUGAGUAGGGGGAGGCCUGGGAGGCCGCUGCCUGCGGUGCAGGGUGUGUCUGAGGCCCCUGGAGCCCCAACAGACCGAGAUUGGGGUCCCCGUGCCUCCCGGACGCCUCUCUGCUCACAGCGUUCCCGCAGCCCGACCCCCCUGAACCCUCCAGCCUGGGGGCCGGCGCCGCUCAGGUCCUGCCGCUCCGGUCCUGCCGCCCAGGUCCCAGCGUCCAGAAUGGAUAUGAACUUUGAGGACGUGGCCAUUGCCUUCUCUCAGGAGGAGUGGGGGCUCCUGGAUGAGGCUCAGAGACUUCUGUACUGCGAUGCGAUGCUGGAAGUGUUUGCACUUGUGUCAUCUGUAGGUUGGUGGCGUAAAACACAAGAUGAGGAGUCCUGUCCUGACCACAGUGUAUCUAUACAAGGAGAGUCACAGAUCAGGACUUCUAAGACAGCACCAGCCACCCAGAGGACCCAUCUCUGUAAGCAGUGUGUCUCGGUGUUAAAAGGUAUUCUGCACCUGACUGAGUCACAAGCAACAUACUUUGAGCAGAAAGCCUCCUGUAGUGACACAUGUGGGAGAGACUUCUGUUUCAGUGCAAACCCUCACCAGCGACGGCAGGAUUCUAGUGGAGAGAAGCCCUGGCAAGAAGCUAUGGACAGGGUCUCGUUUAUGACCAGAUUCAGCUUCUACUUAUCAGAGCUGCCUUCCACCAAUAGGCAGGUUGGGGUUGACUUCCCAGCUCUCUCAGGGUUUCUCCAGCACCAGACCCCUCCUAACACCGAGGAGCCACACAGGGGAACUGAGAUUUCACAGACAUUUCUCAAGAGAAAAAGUCAUCGUGAAUGGGGUGAAGAUGAAAAAGCUGCCAGCCACACCCAGAAAGUUGUUCAGUGUCACAAUGUCUGCUCUGGUGAAGUGAAAUAUGAGGGUAACCAACGUGAGAAGGUUUUUAGAUGUACUGUGAACCUCAACAGACACCGGAGAGUUCACACUGGAGAAAAGUCUUGUGAGUGUAUUGAUUGUGGGAAGCCAUUCCGUCAAAAGGCUUCCCUCGCUAAACAAGACAAAGUUCACCCUAGAGAAAAAUCCGUUGAAUGUAGUGAAUGUGGGAAAUUGUUUAGGUGCAAUAGCCUUCUUCUUAAGCACAGGAGAGUUCACACUGGAGAAAAGCCGUAUCAAUGUAGUGACUGUGGGAAGUCCUUCAGUCAAACCUCUCACCUCAUUCAGCACCACAGGGUUCACACUGGAGAAAAGCCAUUUGAGUGUCCUGAUUGUGGGAAGUCCUUCAGUCACAGGUCUACCCUCACCGAACACCAGACAGUUCACACUGGUGAGAAACCUUAUGAGUGUAGUGAAUGUGGGAAGUCGUUUAGGUCCAAUAGUCACUUUCGUUACCACAGGAGAGUUCACACAGGAGAAAAGCCAUACGAGUGCAAUGACUGUGGGAAGUCAUUCAGGCAAAACUCGGCUCUCACAGAGCAUCAGAGGGUUCACACUGGAGAAAAGCCAUAUGAAUGUAGUGAUUGUGGGAAGUACUUCAGUAAUAUCUCUAACCUCAUUAAACACCAUAGAGUUCACACCGGAGAAAGGCCGCAUGAGUGUAUUGAAUGUGGGAAAUCCUUUUGCUACAAAUCUGCCCUCAUUCGACACCUGAGAGUUCACACUGGAGAAAAAUUUUAAAUGUGCAGGCAAUGUUUUAUCUUUCUCACUCAGAAUAAAAACACCAAAGGAGAAUCUUUUAGUCCCAUUUAACUCAAUAUAAACCCCUUUUAUUGUAGACUCUGCUAGAUUCCUCAUAAGUUUCAUGUACAAGUGAGGCUUAAAGGAGCUUCAUUGCAUUUGCUAACCUGCUCAGGCCUACAACCUGAUUUAUUCAUGGUAAUGUCCAUCGCUAGCUACACAUUUCCUCCAUCUUUCAGGUAAUUUGUAGAUACCGUCCCAAUAGAACUUUGUUUUGAGGCAAACCAUUCAGAGACCCAAUUUUCCACUUCUUACGUUUUGAUGUGCUGCUCAGAAAGUGCAUGUGCCAUCUCUCGGAACAAGUGGUCAUCUGAAGGAGCAAGGUCUGGUGAAUACAGCGGAUGGGUUAAUACUUCCCAGGCAAGAUCUUUUAACGUGUCUUUAACUGGUUUUGAAGUGUGUGAUGGUGCGUUACCAUGAAGCAAAAUUACUUUGCCAUGUCUUCUGGCUCAUUCUGGUCAUUUCACGAUCAAAGCGUGGUUCAAAUUAUUUGUUGUUGGAAGCGACCAGUAUUAACGGUUUCACCUGGUUUUAGAAGCUUAUAAUACACCACACCUUCCUGAUCCCACUGAAUGCAUUGUCUUCUUUCCGAAGUGAUUUGGCCUUGCAGUCGAUGUUGAUGGUUGACCUGGAUCAACCCAUGAUUUUGUGCAUUUGGGAUUCUCAGAAUAAAUCCACUUUCGUCACCAGUCACAAUUUGAUGCAAAAAAGACUUUCUUUCGUGCCGUUGAAGCAGUAUUUUACUGAUGAUUUUUCAGUU
Molecule: messenger RNA, 2490 nt
Organism: Eptesicus fuscus (big brown bat)
Lineage: Eukaryota; Metazoa; Chordata; Mammalia; Chiroptera; Vespertilionidae
Product: zinc finger protein 501-like
Exons: 3
Coding region: 225-1670 (481 amino acids)
Biological process (GO): negative regulation of transcription by RNA polymerase II
Molecular function (GO): DNA-binding transcription repressor activity, RNA polymerase II-specific
Source: RefSeq, a predicted model, not a curated record